AUGAGUUUUGAACCUUAUUAAGAAAAUAAAAAGACUGUUAAAGUGGCUCCAAUUAAAAUUGUUUAAAAUUAGCAUGAAUAGAGUGGAUCUUAGAAUUAAACAACUAAAUAUCCAUAACUUAAUUUAUAAUUCUAAUUUUAAAAAAGUUUCACUCCAGCUGUUACAAUACCUUUAAGUUUUUUAUAAUAGCUUAUUUAAUAAGCCUAAUUAAACAAAAUUUUAAAUUAAAUAGGAUAAACUAAAAUAACUAAGUAAGGACAGUCAGAAGGUGUAAAUAAUCUCAUAACAUAAAUUUAAUAUUAAAAAUAAGGAACUUAAAAAUCAUAAGAAAAUAAUGAAGAUUUUUAAAUAAAAUUAUAUUUAAUUAAGAGUCAAAUGAAAUUUAUUAUUGAAGAUUCAACUUCAAUUGAAACAGUAAGACUUUAUUUUGCUGACAAUUAAAAUUUAUUGCCUCAUUUUUGGGCUUGGAUUAAUUCAAUUGAAGUUAAAGCAUUAGAAGAAAUGCUUAUAUUAUGUUAUACUAAUUCAUCUAGUGCUUAAAAAAUAUAAGAUAUUUUUAAAUCUCUAUUUAAAAUUUUAUCAAUUGAAUUUUAUUAGAAACAUGCAUAUGCAUUAAUUUUGAGAUCAAAUUUACAAGAAAAAAUUAAAUAUCUAUCUGUAAUAGGCGAUAUUCUAAGUAAAAUAGUUAAGCCUUAAGAUUAUUUCUAUUUUAAUAAGUCGUGA
Molecule: messenger RNA, 723 nt
Organism: Paramecium sonneborni
Lineage: Eukaryota; Ciliophora; Oligohymenophorea; Peniculida; Parameciidae
Source: the annotation of a GenBank genome assembly